Symbiodinium pilosum is the source of this 912-nucleotide messenger RNA. The record is from the annotation of a GenBank genome assembly. NCBI's taxonomy places the organism in Eukaryota, Dinophyceae, Suessiales, Symbiodiniaceae.
AUGCUGCGACAAGCGUCCCCGACCGGCCAUGGCAGGAGAAAGAAGGCUGAGUGGGUCCUGCCCAGUGGGCAUGGGUUGGACCCGCGGCAUGAAACCCUGCUCCGUGUGAGGCAGAAGUUGAAUGCUGCAAAGCGUCAGCGUGACUACAGCUGGGAUCAGCUGUUUGCCUACUGCGAUCGCGAUAAGUCUGGCACGUUAGACUGGAAGGAGUUCAAGCACAUGGUGAGAAGGACACUGGGGGUUGCACACGAGACUGUCUGUGAUGCUGACCUUCACAUCCUCUUUGAGCAGGUGGACUCUUCCGAGGCUGGCCAAGCGGGAGAUAAGAAUGAUUUGGUGGAUUUGGGAGAACUACUACACUACCUGGCACGCGGGCAGCUCAAUGCUGCCGUGCUGGCAGCGCGUGCGCAGCAGCGAAUUCAGAGAGUGCGCAGGAACAUCCAGCUGGCCUUUGUGAAGCUGGAUUUGACGGAGGCUGACACGAAGCAACUCUUCCAGAGAAUAGACUUGGAUAGCUCCAAUCGCCUGUCUGAGUAUGAGUUUGAAGUCUUCGUACGAGAGCGUCUGAUGCUCAGCCACUGGGACAUCAUGCCCUCGGAUUUGCAUGACUUUUACCACUUCCUGGAUCGGGAUGGUGAUGGCAUCGACAUCUUCGAGUUUUUGGAUUACGUGAAAAAGGUCAACAGGCUGAAGGAUUCCGUGGGAGCCAGGAACAUGAUGAUUGCUGAGAGCGGCGAGAAAGCUCCUCGUAGGCGUCAGCUCACCUACAAGGACAAGUUGCUUCAAGAGCUCGAGGACCGAAGACAUGCCAGGAGCUUACCAGACCUGCGCUUGACGACAUCGUUCGCUAGCACUGGCCGUGAGAAGCGGCCGAGAAAUCGAUUUGCUGCAAGUGGGGUGAUUUUCGCAUGA